Leptinotarsa decemlineata (Colorado potato beetle) is the source of this 4350-nucleotide messenger RNA. It is a transcript of the gene GAPcenA, whose product is annotated as GTPase activating protein and centrosome-associated. Gene Ontology annotation, biological process: regulation of GTPase activity. Gene Ontology annotation, molecular function: GTPase activator activity; small GTPase binding. NCBI's taxonomy places the organism in Eukaryota, Metazoa, Arthropoda, Insecta, Coleoptera, Chrysomelidae. The record is from RefSeq and is a predicted model, not a curated record.
CUUGACAUCUGUGUAAUGUGUAAUCAGUGUAAUAUACGUAAUGUAAAAUGCAAUGAUUUAUGUAAAACGUCACUGUCACAAAUAUUUUUAUUUUCGUUUUAAUGAGAAAUUUUCAAGAUAUUACAUUUUCAUAGGCAUUCAAUAAUGUGGUUCUUUAGAUUUUGGGAAUAGCAAUAGUUUUCAUAAAUAAUUGAUUAUGGAGGAUAAUUCAAGUGUAAAAUCUGACGAGUCAAUAGCAACAAGUGAUGAGUAUUGUUUUGUUGGGGAUACUCCUGGUAUAAGUAAAACACCAACUUUGAAUUUCAAGAAUGGUGAUUUGGAAGAAUUGGCUAAUGCUCUUUCAGAGGUUUUGCAAGAGUCAGACAGCAAUAUUAGUGUUAUUAAUACGGAAGGCAAAAAAAUUGGCCACAGUACUUUCUAUGGAAGUCCAGUAGAACUUGGAAAAGAUCCGUUGAGCGUAGAAGGUCUGUCUCCUACUGAGAAACAGGAUUCCAUGAAACCUGACGCAAGUUCUGAAGAAGAGUGUAGUAUUUCAGAUGUCGAUCAAGAAUGUACCAUAUUCUCAGGAGUUACAUAUCUUGGAGCUGCUACAAUAAAUGCUCCAAAAUCAGAGGCUGAAAUUCAACGUAAUAUGGCAAUAUUGAAUGAACAAAGCAUUGAUCAAGGCUUAAAGAUAUCAGUUUCAGUACCUUCAUCCUCUCAAGGCCUUGUAGUAUUAUAUGAUGCAAAUUCUCAUUCUGUCAUAUCUCGUUAUGAAAUACAUCGAAUCUUAUUUUAUGCUCGUGGUUCGAUUGAUACCUCAGAAGCUGGUUGCUUUGCUUUCACUUGGUCUCACGGUGAUACUCAGGAGUCAGCCAUAUUUCAGUGCCAUGUUUUUCGAUGUGAAAUAUCCGAAGCAGUAUCACGAGUUUCAACUUGUUUUGCCAAAGCCUUUCAGAGAGUUCCCAGAUCAAUGAGUAGCUCAGUAGCAUCUGCUGUUGACAUGACAGGGUCAGUAACUACUAUAUCUGAAGCUCGUACAUUACUAUAUGUUUUUGAAGUCAAUCUGGAAAUCAAAGAAGAUGACGGGAAGGGUUCUUUUGCAACUGUUGGAAAGGAUAAAAAUGGUUUCAGAUUGAAGAUGAAUUUGGAAAAACAAUUUUGCCUGGGUAUAAGACAAGUAUCGGAUAAUGGGCCACAACUCUUCAUUGAAAGGUGCUUUGGUGUUCUUGUUGCUGCGGGGCGACAUGUUCGCCACUCCGAUAUGCAGCUCUUAGAAAUGAAAGAACAGGUUGGUUCAUCCCUUGAAAAAAACUGUACAACAAUUUUGGCUAAUUGGGAUCCAACAGAGGCAACAUUCGAACCGCUGAACGUAGAGACGCCUAAAGAUAUGAAACAGUAUAUGACAGUAGCUGUGGAUUUAGUAAUAAGAGGAAUACAGGAACCUGUGCGAUUUUUGAUUGAGACUCCAGUAAAGAUAUAUUCACUAAAUGAAAGAAAUUUCUGGUAUUUCCAGAGAAAGAGUUUGGUUCAGCAGUUUUUCUUGAAUUUAAAAGAGGUGGUGUCUGAUCUAAAUGAUAUACACUAUGAAGUUUUAAAUAUGGAAACUUCUGGAGAAUUAGACAGAAAUCUAUUGAACCUUAAUUUGAAUCUAUCCAGUUUAAUACAAUCUCCAAGUAUAACGUCCAUUGAUACUUUAACACCUAAAGAGGAAUGUAGUUCCGACGGUGACGAACCCUUGCUAAGUGGUACAGGUCUAGUAUCCAAAGACUGCUCUGAAAUUGUUCUUGAAAAUUGGGCAGAAGUUCUUUGUAGAUGGAAAACGACCCAACAAAAGCCAAAACAACUAGCCGGUUUAGUGAGAUUGGGUAUCCCAGAAGCCCUAAGGGGAGAAGUUUGGCAAAGACUAGCAGGAGUUGAAGAAAAUACAGAUAUGAUGGAGAAUUAUCGAUUGCUCAUAACAAAGGAAUCCAGCUGUGAAAAUGUUAUUCAACGAGAUAUCGCACGAACUUUUCCGGCCCACGAUUUUUUCAAAGAGGCCGGAGGCUUAGGUCAGGAUUCUCUCUACAGGGUUAGCAAGGCAUACGCCGCCUUUGAUUCAGAAGUUGGAUAUUGUCAGGGUUUGAGCUUUCUAGCAGCAACCCUUUUGUUGCAUAUGCCUGAAGAACAAGCUUUUUGUGUUUUAGUGAAAUUAAUGUAUGAUUAUCGACUCAGAGAUUUGUACAAGGAUGGAUUUGAUAAUUUAUAUCUGAGGCUGUACCAACUUAAUAAACUUAUGGAGGAACAACUUACCCCACUAUGGCUUCAUUUUGCAGAGCAUCACAUAGAAACUCAUAUGUUUGCAUCCCAAUGGUUUUUAACGUUAUUUACUGCCAGAUUUCCUUUGUACUUCGUUUUUCACAUCAUCGAUGUUUUUCUUCUUCAAGGAAUUGAUACACUCUUUCAAAUUGCUCUUGCUUUGUUAAUGUUGUGCAAGAAAGAUCUUAUGCAAUUGGAUUUUGAAGGUAUAUUAAAAUACUUCAGGGUGUCUUUACCUAAAAAAUGUCGCACUGAAGAAUCUGCUAAACAACUUAUCAAAUCAGCCUGUAGUCUGAAAGUCAAGAAAUUGAAAAAAUAUGAAGCUGAUUUCAUAGCAUUGAAAGAGGCGGCCUUCAACGCUGAAAAAGAGGCCAAUGAGGUAGAGCAACUUAGAGCAGACAUUGCAAGGUAUGAGGAAGAACGCAAAUUGAUGAUGGACGAAAUAACACAGUUGAAGGAUAUGCUGAAAAGAGAAGUUAAUCAGGCAGAAGUUGACAAAAGAAAUAAUAUGACAAUUAUUACUGAUUAUCAGAUGAUCAGGCAACGGCUGGAGUCACAGUUGCAAGUUAGGAAAACCGAAUUGGAUAACUUGAAGUCACUAGUAUCAAGAUGUGAGAGGUGUUCUGCCGCUUUCACAAAGUACAACCCGGAAUUGACAUUAGCAACAGAAGAUCAAAUGAAUGAGACUGAACGAAUAAGAGAGUUGGAACUUGAGUUGGCUCAAACUAAACUUGCACAUGUCGAGGCUGAGUGUAGAAAUCAGAAUUUGACCCAUCAGUUGAGAGCAGCAGAAUUGGAAUUCAACACUGCAAAAAAUAGUUGGCCACCUUGGCUCAGUAAGACUUUAACUUCAAUAAAGGAGGUGGCAAAUAAAAAGGAUUUUCACAAUAUUCCAGUAGCCCACUCGAACAUUCCAAAUACUACUCCAACUUUCAUAUCUCAUGUCAAUAUAGUCAGGAGAGAAAGUGUGCCAUUAAAACAUGACAAAUUCAAUAAAGAAUCUCGAAGAGAAUCUGUGCCUAUAAUUAAAGAUUCUCAGAGUUGUAGCAGCUUGAAAGGUCACCACUGAUCUUUGAUAUUAUUCUGCAUUUGUAUUUUUUCAUUUGAAUUCUCAGAAUAUUGGUUAAGUUACCAUGACUUUCAUGAUACUGAUAUUAUUUUUUUAGUGUUGUCAAUAUUUAUAUUUUAUUAUGUUUCAUUUUCAAUUUCAACUAAUCAAUAAUAGAGACAGGAUGCACUCAAUUUACUCUCUAUUCUUAGUAUUACCAUAGUAAACUUCGUUUUCUAUUCUCAACUGAAGUUUUUACACGAAUGCUUUUCUAAUUUUUUACUAAAAUAACUGAUUUUGAAAUAGAAUGUAUGCUUAUGAAAUUAUAAACUGAUUUUGAAAUAGAAUGUAUGCUUAUGAAAUUAUAAGCUAUUUCAUCUCCUUUUGUUUACAAUUUUUGCAGAAUAAUAUUCCUUUGAAAUAUGUUAUUUUGUAAGUAAAUUAUGAUUAUUUUAAUACUACUAAACGUGCAUAUAUUUCUAUAGAAUCCUCAUAUAUUUGCGCACUUCUCAAUGCAAGUUGCACUAGUCAAAAAUGAUCACGUAAUAAAAAUAAAUUAUGAAGUGUUUUAUUUUAAAAAUUUCAUGAUGAAAACCAGAUAAAUGUCCCUUACCUUCGCUUUCAUUGUGAAAAUUCACAUUUUUUUGCCAGUUUGUAUUUGUCUUGCGAAGUCUGGUGUUUGGGAUGCUUGUUAAAGUUUUGAAUAUUAUAUGAGCCAUUACUUAAUUUUUUUUCUAUCUUCUAGAGUAAACUUGAUAUUAAAAGUUAUGUGCAUCAUCUGGACUCUCUUAGUGUAUUGGACCUCUACUAAGACUUAUUUGUAACUUUCAACAUGAAAAAAUAAAGUUUUUGUAUAUAUAAAUAUAUUGAUGGAGUUGUGUGUUAUAAUCAUUUGACAUGGCUUGUCUUAAAAUAUAUAGCCAUAUUUUUUAGUGAUAUAGUUUUGUGAUAGACAUUUUAAGUUUUUCUUUAAGUUAUUUAUGUAAUGUUAGUUUCCUCCAUAAAAUAUAUAUGCACCAAUUUCA